UAAACAGCCAACAUGUAUUAUUACACGGUCUUAUCUUUGAUUUUGGUUGUGAUUAGCGGCGCCUUGGCGGCUCCAUCUGAACGGAUUGAAACGGAUCCAGAGCUGACAGCUGGAUAUAUCGAGGGGGAUAUGGUUCCCAGUGGAUCGACCAGGAAUAUUUGGCGCAACGAGACCUACCGUUGGCCCAAUCGCAUUGUCUACUAUCACAUUAACAGCUAUAUAGAUGAAGAGCAUCGAAACCAUAUUAUUAACGGUAUUCGCAAAAUCGAAUCCAUUUCGUGCUUGACCUUCAAAGAGGCCACCACGGAUCAGAAAUAUUAUGUGAAUGUAACGUCCGAAGAGGGCGGUUGCUUCUCCUACAUAGGUUACCUAAACCGAGUUCAGCAACUGAAUCUUCAGAAUAAUGAGAUAGGAGUUGGAUGCUUUCGUCUCUAUACGAUUGUUCAUGAGUUCCUACAUGCUCUGGGAUUUUUCCACCAGCAGAGUGCAGCUAAUCGGGAUGAAUAUGUGCAAAUUGUGGAGGAGAACAUUACCGAAGGCAUGGAGUUCAAUUUCGAUAAAUAUACCGAGGAAACAGUCAAUGACUUCGGCGAGACAUAUGACUAUGGCAGCGUUAUGCAUUAUGGUCCGUAUGCCUUUUCCAAGAACGGUGAGAGAACAAUAGUGGCUUUGGAGGAGGGCAAGGAAGAUGUCAUUGGCCAACGACUGGAGCUGAGUGAAACUGAUAUCAAGAAGUUAAACGCCAUGUACAAAUGCCCAACUGUUUAACAACCUUUAUACUGCGUUUACCAGCGUCUUUUGCAACGUAAUGAUGAUAAAUUUCAUUUAUCAUCACAUUUUCGCCAAAAAUAUAAUCUGUUUAUUGUGUUGACAAAUGCAAUUAGGCGAAUGUUCAUCGCUGUCACUCGCUUUUAGAUUAA
Messenger RNA from Drosophila eugracilis, 920 nucleotides. RefSeq names its product seminal metalloprotease 1. The coding region runs from base 13 to 768 and encodes 251 amino acids. Gene Ontology annotation, molecular function: metalloendopeptidase activity; zinc ion binding. The transcript is spliced from 2 exons. Gene Ontology annotation, biological process: proteolysis. NCBI's taxonomy places the organism in Eukaryota, Metazoa, Arthropoda, Insecta, Diptera, Drosophilidae. The record is from RefSeq and is a predicted model, not a curated record.